Messenger RNA from Sycon ciliatum, 2944 nucleotides. RefSeq names its product NADPH--cytochrome P450 reductase-like. NCBI's taxonomy places the organism in Eukaryota, Metazoa, Porifera, Calcarea, Leucosolenida, Sycettidae. Bases 367 to 2406 code for a protein of 679 amino acids. Gene Ontology annotation, molecular function: FMN binding; flavin adenine dinucleotide binding; NADPH-hemoprotein reductase activity. Gene Ontology annotation, cellular component: cytosol. The transcript is spliced from 15 exons. The record is from RefSeq and is a predicted model, not a curated record.
AACAAGAAAGAUACGGCGGGGUUGAUGGGCCAUCACUCAGCUCGCACGGUACCACUUCAGACUCAUUCACUCUGCGUCUGACUUGCACUUGGCGGUGGCAAAUAGUUUGAACGAAGUGUCCGUCGACUGUCUGGCUGGUCUUUCCCAGGAGAGAACAAGGAUUCGGGAGGAAGUCGAAGCCAAACUUCCACGCAAAUAAAUAAUUGCAGAAUCUGAUAUUUUUUGAAUUUUCCUUUGUGGGAUCGAUCAGAUAUCUAGCAGCAAUACUUUGGUAGUACCGGUAGUAGUAGAGUUGUUUUAGAUGUAUCUGUAGUAGUAGUUACACUGAGUCAGUCGCUGGAACUGUUUGCCAUUCCCAAUCUUGCAAUGGCUGAUUCUGACACGCCCGUGCCCGAGGACGUUGGUUCAGCGUUGCCUAUUGGCGUAUGGGAUGUGCUGUUACUAGUGGCCUUCGGUGGAUUCCUAGUUUACUAUUUCUUCGUCCACAAGCGAUCAAGCGACGAGGAGAAAAUUCGCCAUUUCAAAUCGAGCGCUCAAAAGGACCAAAGCACCGAUGCUCAUUUGUACGCGAACUUCAUCGACAAGAUGAAGGCCAAGGACCAAAAAGUUGCCAUCUUCUACGGUUCUCAAACGGGUACGGCUGGCGACUUUGCUUCGCGACUACUGAAGGAUCUCCGCCGCAUGGGCAUCAGCUCGACGCUUUUGGAUCCCGAGGACCACGACAUGAAACUGUUGUCCAACUUGAAGGACAUUGAGGAUCAUUUGGCUAUCUUCGUCGUGGCUACGUAUGGCGAGGGUGACCCAACGGACAAUGCCCGUGGACUGUUUGACUUCCUGACCGAGGCCGAGACCGACGAGCCCAUCAUGGAGGGCUUGCGUUUCACGGUGUUUAGCCUUGGUAACAAAACGUACGAACAUUACAACUUAAUGGGACGGUUUGUUGACAAGAAGAUGCGGGAGUUGGGUGGUGAUCUGUUCUUUCGACGUGGAGAGGGUGAUGACGAUGCUAACAUUGAAGAUGACUUCCUGGCAUGGCGCGAGGAGUUCCUGGACUUCAUGCGUGAGAAGUACAACAUCACUGCCGAACACGUUGGACAACUACGUGAAUAUGAGCAGAUCGUGCACGACCCAGCACCGGCGUACUCCUUCAUCGGCGAGCCACACAAACUGGGCUCGUUCCGCACACAGAGGCCUCCGUUCAGCAACAAGAACCCGUACAUUGGCAAGAUCACGGCCCACCGAGAGCUGCACACGGGCGGUGAUCGGUCGUGUAUGCACAUCGAGCUGGAUAUCAAGGAUGCAAAGAUCAAGUACUCUCCAGGUGACCACGUCGCUGUUCAGCCAGUGAACAACACAAGGAUGGUGGAGCAGAUUGGGGAGCGUCUCAAUAUUGACCUGGAUACGAUUGUAUCCCUGACUGCAACAGAAGACUCCUGCGCCAGCAAGGUGAAUCCGUUCCCGUGCCCCAGCUCGUACCGCACUAUACUUUCCCACUAUGUCGACAUCUGUGCCCUGCCACGUACCAAUUUCCUGGAGAGCAUGAUCGAAUACUGCACGGAGGAUUCGGACAAACAGGAGCUGUUGCGUGUGACUGCAUCGGGCGAUGCUGGCCGUGCGGCCUACAACGAUUUCAUUCGAGUUUCCGGCCGAGAUGUGCUGGAUGUCCUAACCGCUCUCCCAUCUCUCAUGCCGCCUAUUGACCUGGUGUUGGAAAUGCUGCCGCGUUUGCAAGUCCGAUAUUACUCCAUCUCCUCGUCUCUCAGGGUGUGUGAUAACAGCAUCCACAUCACGGCAUCAACGCACGACUACAUCACCCAGACUGGUCGCCAUGGCAGCGGUGUCACUACCUCCUGGCUCCGCAGCCUACAAGGCAAAGUGGGAACAGAUGAAGCCCGUAUUCCGGUGUACAUUCGCAAGUCAACACUUCGACCGCCGUUGCGUUGUGCAAUUCCCAUCAUCAUGGUGGGACCGGGAACUGGCGUGGCGCCGUUCCGUGCGUUCAUUCAGGAUCGGCACGCGUUGAAAGAGUCUGGUAAAAUGGUUGGUGAAACUCGCCUCUACUUUGGCUGCCGUCACAAGUCCGAAGACUUCCUGUAUCAGGAGGAAAUGGAGUCGUACGUGGAGAAGGACUCCUUGAACCUGCGCGUUGCUUACUCUCGAGACCAGCCGGAGAAGAUCUAUGUAUCCGACUUGCUGAACGAGGACGGUGCUGAGGUGUGGGAUUUGUUGAAUAGGCAACACGCUCACUUCUACGUCUGCGGUGAUGCGAAGGCAAUGGCCAAGGAUGUGCACCUGAUGCUGCUCAAGAUCAUUCAGCAGCAUGGCGAGAGGUCGCUGCCGGACGCCGAGAAGUUUGUGAAGAGCUUGAAGCAGCGUGGCCACUACGUGGUGGAUGCUUGGAGCUAAGAGCGCAUCGCCUUACCUUGUGACACUGGCAUCAUGACCGACUUCCUCUCUCUGCAUUGCUUUAUCUCGGGUAGUCUUCCGCUAUUGUCUUUUGAGUCCUAGACGACAAGUAUUGCCAUGGUAUGGCCAAGAUCAAAUGUUCGGGUUUCUUGGUUUGGGAUUUCUCUCUCUCUCUCUCCGCUUUUGAUCUUUUCUUAACCGACUUUUUAGCUGCUGUGCUUUCCGCCACGAUGGACUUUUUCUCCAAGACAACCUUAGAAAUCUUAUUAGCCCCCCCCCCCCCCCCCACCCCAUCCCUCCCCUCCUCGCGCAUGCGCGCGGUGCAUUCUUUGCUGGCAACGUUUCCCCGUGUGAUUCUAAUUAUGAGCCCAGAUCACCUCGAUAGUUAUAAUCGUAGCUCCUGCCCUUUGUGGUUUUAGUUCAUGUUUGAAAUGGUAUUGCACCAGUAUUUUCGUUGCUGUCAUUUUAGUCUCCGUCUAGUUUUCGCUUGCAUUGCUCAGUUAGCUGCGAGGGGGGAACCCCCUCGGAGUAGUCUUCA